AUGGUAUCUCACCAUGGUUACGGACCCCAUGGAAAAGGGUAUGGAGGUCCGGGCGGAUUCGGGGGCGAAGGAGACUUGAUUGCGAAACACUACAUGAAUAAACUAGGUUACGGCAGUCACGGUGGUCCUAAAGUUAAACACAUACCCGUGCCAAUGCCAGUACCAAACAAGAAGACGGUGGUGAUUCAAGGUCGAGGCCAAGGUGGUCAAGGUGGUAGACCGAAUCGCGGACCGAGCGGUGUAUUUGUUGGUGGAUUUGGUGGAGGUAUGGGCAAUAGUAUGGGUCCAGGAAUUGGAGGAGCUGGUCCCGGCCUGUUGUCUCCAAACAGCGUUGAGCUUGCCCCCUUUCCGAGCCAAACACAGUCCGGUUCAGUCGUGCGGUCUGCCUCUCCGAGGCGAAAUGUUGACAUCAGCUCAACCAUAGACUUCGGUCUAAACGGCAAUAACGGCAUGAACGGUUUGAGUCCUGACCUCGGCAUUGGGUUUGAUGUUGGAAUGAACGGCAACAAUGGCUUAAAUGGCAUGAAUGGUCUCAACAUGGAUUUCGGAGGUCUCAAUUCAGGAUUAGGUCUUGAUGCUGGAUUGGGAUUGAACGGAGUUGGCAUGGACGUUGGUCUUGGAAUGAAUGGCGUUGGCGUAGGCAUGGACCUUGGGCUUGGCGGUGGUGUUGGAAUUGAUUUUGGACUGGGCGGUAGCCCAGGAACGGGUGGAGGACUGGACUUUGGACAAGGAGUUGGCCAGGGAACCGGUGGAGGAAUAGACCUUGGACUGGGUGUUGGUGGUGGAACUGGAGGAGGUAUUGGUGUUGGACUUGGAAGCGGACUCGGUGGAGGUCAAGGCAGUGCAGGAAUGAAUUUCGGCACUAAUGCAGGCAUGACGUAA
Molecule: messenger RNA, 882 nt
Organism: Dreissena polymorpha
Lineage: Eukaryota; Metazoa; Mollusca; Bivalvia; Myida; Dreissenidae
Exons: 7
Coding region: 1-882 (293 amino acids)
Source: RefSeq, a predicted model, not a curated record